AUGAAGCACGUGGGUAAUACUCCUUCAAAACCCACGAAGCUAUACAGAGGGAAAAAUGGGUUGCUGAGAUACAGGCUUUGGCUUGGUACCUUUGUUACAGCAGAAGAAGCUGCUUUGGCUUACGACAAAGCUGUUUAUAAGCUUCGUGGUGACUUUGCUAGGCUUAAUUUCCCGAAUUUCAAACACCAUGGAUCAUGUAUUGGCAUUGGUGGUGAGUUUGGUGAGUAUAAGCCUCUUCCUUCUUUUGUAGCCGCUAAACUUCAAGCUAUUUGUGAAGGUUUAGCUGAGAUGCAGAAACAGGGAAAGCCAGAGAAGUCUAAGAAAACACCUGCUCAGUUGAAAACUUCCUCCAAGGUGGUGCCUCCACUGGAGACGGUGGAGAUAGAGAAGUCUGUUGAUGACUUGAAGGGUCCAGGUUCAGAAGGAUUUUGUAAGGUUGAAGUUUUAGAAGUUUGUUCAUGCCUUAAUUGUGAGUUUUCGAAUGAGUUUGUUGACUUAAAGGUUCGAGUUAGGAAAAUCUGA
Molecule: messenger RNA, 522 nt
Organism: Vicia faba (fava bean)
Lineage: Eukaryota; Viridiplantae; Streptophyta; Magnoliopsida; Fabales; Fabaceae
Source: the annotation of a GenBank genome assembly